Molecule: messenger RNA, 989 nt
Organism: Xiphophorus maculatus (southern platyfish)
Lineage: Eukaryota; Metazoa; Chordata; Actinopteri; Cyprinodontiformes; Poeciliidae
Product: golgin subfamily A member 3-like
Exons: 3
Coding region: 1-582 (193 amino acids)
Source: RefSeq, a predicted model, not a curated record
AUGAGGUCUGCUGCUCUGUUCCUGCUGAUGCUCUGCUGCUCCGUUGGUGAAGGCCGAGCGGAGGUCUUUGUUCUUGCAGACGAUGGCACCAGGACCGAAGCCCGGCCCCCCAGGGACCUGAGUGUCCUCUGGGAAGAGCUGCAGGGCCUGAAGCAGCUGGUCCUCAGUCUGAAGGGGGAGCAAGUGGAGCAACGACAAGAACUCCGGACUGUGGAGAGCCGGCUGAGGGACGGGGAGAUGGAGCUGCAGAAGCAGAGCAUGGAUGAGCUGCAGGUGGCGCUAGACCUCCUGCUGACAGAGCAGACCUCUGGUCUGAGGAAGAAGGUGGAGGAGCUGGAAGAGCAGACCAAAGCUGAGAUAUCAGAGCUUCGGGCCAGAAUGAGCCGCAGUGAGAACUCAGUGGAGAUCCUGAAGAAGAAGAACUCAGCUGUUGCGGCUGAGCUGCUGUUCCUGCAGACCAGACUGAGGGCCAGCGAGAGCAGCGUGGAGCAGCUGAGGAGGAAGGACGCAGGUCAUCAUCAUCAUCAUCAUCCUCUCAUACACCUUCAUUACUUCUCUGGGUUCAGUGCAGAGCUCUACUGAAGUGCUCACACUCCCUGACCUUAUCCACAUUUCCUCACGUUCCGACUACAAACAUCUUUGUAUUAAUUAGGAUUCUUGGGUGACAGACCAACACAUACGACUGUGGAAGCAGAAAAAAAGAAGAAGAUAAUUUAAAAACCGGAAAAUAUAAAAGAUGUGACGUGACUUGCAUUUCCAAUAAACGUAGAAUUGCGCAAAUUGAAACUACAAAAGUGAAUUUGCUUUAUGGCAACACAAUAAUUUAGAAAAAAAACUCACGUUUUUUGAUAACAGGUUUUUCAGUAACUUUAAAUUGACGUAUUUUUCAAAACUGCAAUGCCAACACUUUUUCCCCGCUUCACACAAGUCACGUGAUCAACAACUGGACAUUACAACUGGCGAAAACGUCGAAGAAGACAACAGGAAGU